CAAAAGUCUCUGUAAUUGCGAGAUGGGAAACUGUGCCACCAAGCCAAAGGUUCUCAAAGAUUCCGACGAGGAUCUGAUUCCGGUUGAGCGAGAGACGACGGCUCCGACUGAUCAUCCCAAGAAUCCGGCGGAAAAGAGAGAGAACAACGCUCCGAACGCGGCGGAGGAGGCAGCGGCGGCGGCACGACGGAGCGAGAAAGGAAAAGAAAUUCUGAUUGAAGAUGACGUGGAGGAACACAGCAAACGUCAAUCUCUCAGUCACUUGUUUCUUGAGGAUAAGGCAGUAAAAAAUGAAGUAACCGAUCUAACUCCGACAAAACCAGAGACCAAUAUCAAAACAGGCGCUUCUUCAGAGGUUUCAAAGCUUGAUACUUCUGCUCUGAUGGCUUCUAAUGUCAAAGCUCCAGAAACCUUUGACGUUCAGACUCGAAAUGACCUCGAAGUCAAGAUUCCAGAAGGCACCGAGGUUAAGACUCCUGAUACGCCUAAAGCUAAGGAAGCUGAAGAAAAGGAAGUUAACUUUUCAGAGAAUUGGGAUGUUAAGUUUCCAGAGGAAUUGGAAGCCAAGAAAACAUCGCAAGUGGUUAAGGUUGCAAAAGAGUCUAAACUUCCACAGGUUUCUGCUCCUGAGUUCUCUGAAAUUAAGGUUACAAAAGAGUCAGGUGUUCCUGAUCAGGUCUUGGAAGUUAAGAAUGCUACAGAAAUAUCUGACAUUCCUGCUGAAAUCCAAGUUAUAAAAGAGUCAAAUGUUCCUGAGGUCUUGGAGGAUAAGAAUACUCCAGAAGUUUCUAAAGUCAAGACUAACCAAAUUAAAGUUGCAGAGUCAGAACUUUUAAAGGUUUCAGAGGUUAACUCCUCUGAGGAUUUAGAGAUUAAAGUUCCAAAAGUUUUUGAAGUGAAGACUCCAGAAACAUCGAAUGUUAAGAUAGAAUCAGAGCUUAAGACUGAUCAAGAAGCAUCGAAUGUUAAGAUUGCAGAAGAAACAGAGGUUCCAAAGUUUGUACACGCUCAAGAGAAGAUUGAUAAAGCUGAAGCUCAGAUUCUUGACGACAUUAAAGUGACAGAAGACAAAGGUAUUGUGAUGCCUAAAACAGGAGAAGGAGAAAAGGAUUUGUCUUUUGGGAAGCAAGUCAAAGAGUCUACUACACUGUCAGAUUUAGAUAACAAAUGAGUUACAAGAGAGAUCCGAAAAAAUUACCAAUCAGGAAUAGCUAAAUUAUAUUUUUGAAAUCAAGACUACCAAUUCAUGGGUUCAAAAACAAUAGUCACCAAAAAAAAGAAGGAAUUUAGCAUAUUCUUUUAGGCAAUUUUAA
Eutrema salsugineum is the source of this 1313-nucleotide messenger RNA. Its product is annotated as periaxin. The record is from RefSeq and is a predicted model, not a curated record. The transcript has 2 exons. The coding region runs from base 23 to 1171 and encodes 382 amino acids. NCBI's taxonomy places the organism in Eukaryota, Viridiplantae, Streptophyta, Magnoliopsida, Brassicales, Brassicaceae.